AUGAGUAAAUAUGUAUGGUUUGGAAAUUUUGUAUCUGAAGCAGAUUUUGAAUGCUAUUUAGACCAAAAGCGGUGUUUGGAAGCAUGGGCCAUAUAUGACAAUGAGCCUGCUACAGGGGAUGAUAAUAAUGCAGAACCAAGUACAGAAUUACGUUGCGAUUUCUGUAAGGAGGUUGAUUUGGAUUUUUAUGAUGAGGAUUUUAUGAUCAUAAAAUAUUAUCCACAAGAAGAUAUUGCUAUAAUUGCUUCGGAUUUACUGGUGGAUAAAAGGGAACUUGAGGCAUUAUUUAAAAAGAAAAAUAUCAAGAAAUUUAAUUCUGUAAUAGCGUAUGAGGGUGCUGAUCUAACUGAAGAACAAGCUUCUAAUUCAAUGGGAGUAGUGUAUAUUGGAAACCUAGUGAUGAAAUCUGCAUCUGCUUUACAAGCUCACUAUUUAUGGGUUGGUGAUAAAAAAUUAGACAAGAAAACUAUCCUUAAACAUGCUGGUAUUAGAAAAGAUAGUUUAAUAAAAUUAAGUUAUAAUCAUGCUUCUAGUCCUAGAAAUGUUGAUGAAAUGUUGAUUCUUAAAGUUGAUAAUUUGAAUAUUAUUACCGUUAAUUCGAUUCUUGAAUUGAUUUUGAAGGGAGACGUUAGAGUAGAUGAUGAAAGAAUCGGUGGCGCGUUGGGAAUGACUUAUAUUGGGAAAUUCUAAGUUAUCAAGUACUUGUAAAUAAAUUUUGGGUGCAAAAUUUUUGCUCUAUAUUGAGCAAAUUCAACCAUUAUGUUACAUUAAUAACUCAUAAAUUAAUGUUCAUACAACAAUACUUGUAGCUCGUGGUAUAAACCUCUACAUUUAGAGUACGUUCUAUAUCGAUAGAAAAUAUUUGAAAUUUUCAACUAAAAUA
Messenger RNA from Spathaspora passalidarum NRRL Y-27907, 883 nucleotides. RefSeq lists its product as uncharacterized. The record is from RefSeq and is a predicted model, not a curated record. The transcript has a single exon. NCBI's taxonomy places the organism in Eukaryota, Fungi, Ascomycota, Pichiomycetes, Serinales, Debaryomycetaceae. Bases 1 to 690 code for a protein of 229 amino acids.